This is a messenger RNA of Branchiostoma belcheri (Belcher's lancelet), 1962 nucleotides long. RefSeq names its product slit homolog 3 protein-like. The coding region runs from base 1 to 1962 and encodes 653 amino acids. The record is from RefSeq and is a predicted model, not a curated record. The transcript has 5 exons. NCBI's taxonomy places the organism in Eukaryota, Metazoa, Chordata, Leptocardii, Amphioxiformes, Branchiostomatidae. Gene Ontology annotation, cellular component: plasma membrane.
AUGACUGCUAAACAGCCCUUGUCAGCAGGCCUAAAACUCGCCAUUACCCCACGCUUCCUGGCGACCGGGAACAGCUACCGAUCCCUGGAGUUUGCCUUCAGGGUUGACUGUAAUAACCUAGGUCUCGUGGCGGUGCCUGUCGAUAUACCGUCCAAUGCUGCACGGUUUGAUAUCGCGCACAACAACAUCAGAAACGUUACGUACCUGCCGCCACUGCCGAAACUGAUAACACUGGACCUUCGCAAUAAUUCCAUUGAAACUGUAUCCUGGAUGGCUCUAACUUUGCCAGCUUUAAACAUACUUUUACUACAAGGGAACCAACUGAAGUAUGUAAAGAUCGGCGUCGUGCUUGCGCAUCUCCCGAAGCUGGUUUAUAUAAAUCUAAGUAUGAACAAACUUGUAUCAUUCUCUCAAUACGAACUGGAAUGGCCACCGUUGUUCACAGUAGCAAUUUCCAAAAACCCCUUUCACUGUGACUGUGACCUGUCCUGGCUGAUUAUCAAGAUGACGUGUUUAAAAGCCUGUAAGGGGGACCAACGAAAGGAGUGUUGUUCUUCAUGUUCAGCCUGUUUUCUUCAUAUGCCUCGCAACGGAAUGUUUUACUGCUCAAGUCCGACUCAGCUGCGAGGGCGCCAUUUGUCCACUGUGUCCACCGAGCUGACGCACUGUGGAACGACCCACAUCAACGGUUCGGGAACCUGUGCCACACAGACGCACUGGUUGUUCAUGACGAAAUCAAACAUAAAGCAUUCCUACGAGAACGACAGCUCAGUUGACUGUAAUAAGCUAGGUCUCGUGGCGGUGCCUGUCGAUAUACCGUCCGACGCUGGGCGGUUUUAUAUCGCGCACAACAACAUCAGAAACGUUACGUACCUGCCGCCACUGCCGAAACUGAUAACACUGGACCUUCGCAAUAAUUCCAUUGAAACUGUAUCCUGGAUGGCUCUAACUUUGCCAGCUUUAAACUUACUUCUUCUACAAGGGAACCAACUGAAGUAUGUAAAGAUCGACGUCGUGCUUGCGCAUCUCCCGAAGCUGAUUUAUAUAAAUCUAAGUAUGAACAAACUUGUAUCAUUCUCUCAAUACGAACUGGAAUGGCCACCGAUGUUCACAGUAGCAAUUUCCAACAACCCAUUUCACUGUGACUGUGAGCUGUCCUGGCUGAUUAUCAAGAUGACGUGUUUAAAAGCCUGUAAGGGGGACCAACGAAAGGACCGUUGUUCUUCAUGUUCAGCCUGCUUUCUUCAUAUGCCUCGCAACGGAAUGUUUAACUGCUCAAGUCCGAGUCAGCUGCGUGGGCGCCAUUUGUCCACUGUGUCCGCCGAGCUGACGCACUGUGGAACGACCCACAUCAAUGGUUCGGGAACCUGUGCCACACAGACGCACUGGUUGUUCAUGACGAAAUCAAACAUAAAGCAUUCCUACGAGAACGACAGCUCAGUAACGAUACCAAAGAGUGAAUCACUGGUAACGACCAGUGCUUCUACAACUGGUAAAUCUUCUAACACGAAAGAGGAAAAUAGUCACAAAUACAUCACUGUGAUUGUAGCGUGCCUGACCGUUGCCUUUCUCGCCUGCUCUGUACUGCUCACGAUAAAGAAAAGGCUGUGCUGCAAGUGGCACAAUCGCCGAGAAGCUGCAGGCAUUGGAGCAGAUCGCCAUGCCAUCAACUCACAUCAGAUCGUGCCACCGAUAGAAAGCAAUGUGUGCAACGAAACUGUUGUUGCAGAAGGUUCGAAUCCCAGACAGCCAGUUGCACAUCAGAUUGCAUUACCGAUUGAGAACACCGUGAACCAGUGCACCUCUACACAAGGCAUGGAUGAUGAAGAUUCGGUUCCCCCGGGUGAAAACCAGAGUACACCAUCACCAGAAACCAACACCAUCACUAUGACCGUCUCGGAACAGUGUGUGGAAUAUGAUUUCAUGGGUGUCACCAAAGGAGCCAUCGCGUUUCUGAAGUGA